AUGCAGACUGAUUUUACAAACGUUUGUGAAAGAAUGGGUCGCUCUCAGGAGCUCAGUGAAUUCAAGCGUGGUACUGUGAUAGGUUGCCACCUGUGCAAUAAGUCCAUCCGUGAAAUUUUCUUGUUACUAAAUAUUCCACAGUCAACUGUUAGUGGUAUUAUAACAAAAUGGAAGCAACUUGGAACAAGAGCAACUUCAGCCACGAAGUUAGCGGGGUCAGCGCAUACUGAAGCGCACAGUAGUCGCCAACUGUCUGCAGAUUCAGUAGCUAAAGACCUCCACACUUCAGAUUAGCACAACAACAGUGCGUAGAGAGCUUCAUGGAAUGGAUUUCCAUGGC
This is a messenger RNA of Staurois parvus, 340 nucleotides long. NCBI's taxonomy places the organism in Eukaryota, Metazoa, Chordata, Amphibia, Anura, Ranidae. The record is from the annotation of a GenBank genome assembly.